AUGCUUAGGGUGAGGAGUUAUAGAAGCCCAGUAGUGUCUGAUUAUGAACCGGAUGGUAUGAGUAGGAUUCGACCCCUGGCAAGGGCAAAGUGUCUUUCUUCUAACCCCUAUUCUGGAGACAACCUGGCCUGGUCUGGGGGUGGGGACUACAAAAACGUGGAGACGAACCACUAUCCAACAUGGCGCCUGCCAUUUCCAGCAGUCACUCUUUGUAAUGCCAAUCGCAUCUUCCGUUCCAAGGCAGAAGCUGUUGUAUCCAAACUGAGUCUGCCGGAACACAUGUCAAGUGAGGACGCCCUCCAGAGACUGUCCGUUCUGGGGGAGCUCAUAGAUCCAAAUCCUGAGCGUAUUUCGCAAUUCAGUAAAGACGAAAUAGCAGAGUUACAGAAGAUCAUCGACGACCACAAGUACACUGUGAGGGAUCUGAUGCGUAUGCUGGGGCAGAGCUGUGAGGAACUCUUGGUGCGUUGCAUGUGGGAGGGUAGCAUUCUCAACUGCUCCGAGCUGUUCACAGAGAGGAAAUCAUACGAUGGAUUCUGCUGCUCCUUCAACUACCGCGGAGUUGUCGAAACGCUGACAAACGACGGCAGGAAGACGCUGAGCGUGCCUGCGCAGAACGAGGUGCGAUACACUCGCUAUUACAGCCACCGGAUGGGCCUCACCGUCCUAGUGGACCCUGCAGCUCACGAUUACUUUGUGGCCACCAUGUUCUCCGUCGGAAUCAGGAUGCUGGUUCACGGAUCUGACGACUUCCCAGACGACACGGCCACUGAGAAAGUUCUACCAGUUGGUCGCGAGCUGCUGUUUAGGGUGACGCCUACAUCUGGAUACUGCACCGAGGCGGUACGACAACUCGACCCUAGCGCCAGAAAAUGUGUAUUUGAGUCUGAAAUGAAGCUCAAAUACUUCCCGGUUUACAGCGAAAUCAACUGCAUUACUGAAUGCCGGAUGGAUUACACGAUUCACUACUGUAACUGCAGCCAUUUCUACUACCAUAACACAGGGGCAAUUCGUCUGUGUGACCUCAAUGACCUACCGUGUCUUAAGCGAUACUACUACAGGAUGGGCUCCGACGCUACGCCCUGCGACUGCCCGCCACUCUGCAACAACGUGGACUACGACGUUCAGGCAUCCUCUGGAGAUUUCAAGGCCAAGGAGUUCCAAAUAACCCCCUUUUUCACAAACAUCACGAAUGUGACUGGAAGAACGUUAUUUCACUUCUACUUCGGCAAUCACGUGUCCAUACGCACUCGCCGUGACGUCAUCAAUUCCUGGACCGAUCUGCUAUCGUCGCUUGGCGGAAUCUUCAGCCUGUUUCUUGGAUGUAGUUUUAUGAGUGGCGUCGAGGUACUGUACUUCUUCACCCUGCGUCUGUUCGUACGUCUGCGACGCGGACAGAUGGAGCAGCCGACGCUGAAAAGACGCCAUCCCGGGGCUGUAAACAUGAGCCAACACUUUCCUCAUAGGAAUGCAGCCCGCGUGAUACCUAUGUCUGACGUCACAACCACACGUCGCUUCUUGUAGUUCAGCAUUUCGACACAGGGACUCCACUUCGCUUUGUUCCCUAUUACGCACAUCAGCAGUAGCAGAGAGAAAGAUAUAAAAGAGAGGAAAGUUGCUGUGAUCACGUUCAUGCACUUGGAUACCCUGAGCAGUACUUCGUUUAACACAGUGUGAACAAAAAUUAUCUCGGCGGUUUCAGAUAUUUAAAAACAAAAACUAAACGGCAAAUGGAACGAGAGCUUUGCUGCCUCCAUAAUCGCUGGUUGCUAAUUUAUCGAUUGCUCAUAUUAUUUUGGGAAGGGCGUAAGAUUUGUCGGUAAGUUCUUAAUCUGACCUGAAAUCUCACGAAUUUCUUUACUAUAAACAAGAGGACUGGCCUCUUUUAAGAUAAUUAUCCCAGCGUCGGACUGUAAAAGGGGAAUUUUCGUAUCUGAAAAGUUAUUGUGGCAAUACAAUUUAAGUAUUAUCUCCAGUCCUGUGUACUUUGUUAAAUUAAAAAAAUCCACACUGAUUCAGUAAAAAAAACAUGCAUGGAAAUUAUUGUAUUUGGUAAUAAAGUCGACUUUAAACGGAAACGUCGUUCUGGAGUUACGCUAAACCUGAAAUGCGAUUACAUUUUUCCAAGAUUUUACAUUUUUUAUUGAAUUGUAUGUUCAUUUGCUUUAGAUAAGCACCUACCAUUGACAGAGGUAAUUAACAAUACAUUACGUGGCAUUUUCAUGAAUUCGUUCUUCACAAAUACAAACAAUCGAUUGCAAAAUUGAGUUCUCUUUCACAAAAUACAGUGUCCACGUUCAAAACUGUACCACAGCUGUUAGAAACAUAAAAAUAAUUGCAUCUCUCUGAAUGCGAAAUGAAACAAAUGUUAAGAGUACGCACCAUUGAUCAUUGCGUGGUGCUUAACUGAAGACACCUUUUAAAAAGAAUCCGUUCAAAUCUGAAGCCUUAUAUACAGUGGCGGCUCGU
This is a messenger RNA of Zootermopsis nevadensis, 2469 nucleotides long. The record is from RefSeq and is a predicted model, not a curated record. NCBI's taxonomy places the organism in Eukaryota, Metazoa, Arthropoda, Insecta, Blattodea, Termopsidae.